Etheostoma spectabile (orangethroat darter) is the source of this 1886-nucleotide messenger RNA. Its product is annotated as carcinoembryonic antigen-related cell adhesion molecule 7. The transcript has 11 exons. Lineage: Eukaryota; Metazoa; Chordata; Actinopteri; Perciformes; Percidae. Gene Ontology annotation, cellular component: membrane. Bases 330 to 1205 code for a protein of 291 amino acids. The record is from RefSeq and is a predicted model, not a curated record.
AGGAAGGUGGAAGACACAAGCAAAGUAUAGUGAACGUAGAGGAGAGCUAUCUAAAUUAAAAUAUCGAUUCAUUUACAGUUGUAUCGAUCAAAUACCAAUACCAGCGUUGGCAUCGAUACUAUCGAUAUUUAGAUCGAUCCGCCCACCCCUAAUGCGCAUGUCCCGGAGGAGGCGGAGACACUCGGAGUCUGUGAGCCUGUUGAGCUCGUUUCUGUCUAACUUUCACUUUCAGCUUCGUCUAACCGUUUCUCGCCGGGAGAAAACUCGUUUUUUUUAAGCUACCAUACUCAGCCUAUAAUGUUUAUAGGGUUUGUUUAACGUUACUCGACAUGUUUGUCUUGGUUCCGAACAGAAGCAGCGAGAUGUCGCCGUCUUUGCCAUCCAUCAUAUUGGCCGGUUGCUUGUGUGUUUUAUUGGCUGUCGCGUCCGCGGACUCGGUGAUUCCACUCUACAAAAAGGUGGGCGAUGAUGUUGUCGUUAAACCGGGUCCUAUCUCUGUUGCCAUCACCAACAUCAUGUGGAAACAUGGUCCUAACAUCGCAGUCCUGUGGGAUGGAAAGGAAUUGGAUUAUUUUGUACGCAGUAAACUCAACAUUACAAGUGGAGAGAUGACAAUCACAGGACUGACUUCAAAUUACACUGGAUUGUACACACCGGAAAUCAACGGCAUGGCCAUGAAUGCAACUCGUCUCAUCGUCAUCUCUUCCGUUCCUAAACCCACUGUUGGUAAAUCCUGUGGUGCUGACAAGACCAGCUGUAUUUUGACCUGUGAGGGAGACACCACGGGCGCUGAACCGUUCACCUACAGGUGGAAGUCAGACAGCGAUGUGACAGGUUCAUCUAAGGAGCAGCUCAUCACAAAGGACAACAGUUCCAGUAUAGAGGAGUUCAGCUGUGAGCUGGAGAAUCCAGUCAGUCAGAUGAGCAGCGACCCUAUCGCCAACCCGUUCUUCGAAAGCGAUGAACCUAAAAGAGAACCGAACAUCCCCAAAGGGCUCGUAGUCUUCAUGGUUCUGCUGUUUGUCGUGCUGCUGGUGGUUGGCAUUCACAGAUGUAAAGCAGGAAUGUGGUUCUUCCAAAAAGCAUCCAUGCCAUGGCAAGCAGACUUCUGGCAGAAUCCCGGUAGAACAUCGAGAGAUGCCGUAUCUAAUGGCAGCGCUGCCCAAGAGAAGGGACAAAAAGACGAGGAAACACCAAUGACGUAGGCGGCCAGACGUCAGUCCGAACAUGUCAGGUGUGAAACGAGACGAUCCACAGUCAAGUGCGCAUGGGAUUGGUCUAUUCUCUGUUACCAACACUAGUGUUGUCAGCUCCAAUGCCUCAAACCUAGAACUAAUAAUACAGCAAAGAAAAGAGUGAAAGUAUCUUGAGGCUAAUUUUCAAAAAUAUAUUUUAGACACAAAACUGACCAAAAGUGGGUAUGAAGGCACUGUUAAAGAUGUAUUAUUUUUUUUUAUUUUAGACUGGCGUUCUGCUGCUUGUUUUAAACAAAAUAUGUGAAUUUAGCCCAGUAGCUGUUACCUGCUGGGAUCUACAUUAAGUCCCAACUGGGUGAUUACUGGGACUUGGUUUAUUAUAAGACACUAAGAAGGGAAAUAUUUAAGUUAUUAAUCAUGAUAUAAAAACGACUACAGUUGCAGUGCAGAACUUAAUAGCCCAGAAUGUAAUAAAUAAAAAAUAAAAACUUUUAGACUUGAUGCAGAUCUUCCUGACAGUUCUAGAUUUUCCAAAGAGGCAACGAGGGGCCUCACAGCUUAACACAGGAAAUUGCUCUUUCCUGUGACAGGCGGGUCAGCAUACCUGAUAUAACGACCUCUAGCUCAUUAAAACAAGCAGGUUUGGUGUCUCACAGUGUUAAACAAGAGCUAGGGCAGCGUGGGGAGGAA